AGAAGAGAAGUCACCUUGCUGAAGACAGUAGCGUACCAACUAAUAAAGGAAAACCGUGAAAUUUACGUGUUGGAAGAGGCUGCGAAAUUAUGAAUUCUUCGAAAAGGAGUGAAAGUGACUGGCAAGGCCUGGUGAGCGAGUUCCUGGUGUGUAAGCGUAAACUAGACAGCAAGAAGGAGGCCCUCCUGAUCCUGUCCAAAGAGCUGGACACCUGUCAACAGGAGAGAGACCAGUAUAAGCUGAUGGCCAACCAGCUGCGAGAACACCACCAAGGACUCAAGAAAAAGUACAGGGAGCUCAUUGAUGGAGAUCCUUCUUUACCACCUGAAAAACGCAACCAGGUGAACUUGGCUCAGCUGCUGAGAAACGCAAGGGAGCGAGGGAAACAGCUAGUCGAGGAGGUGAAGGAGCUGAAUCAGAGACUGGCAGAGGCCCAGGGGGAUAACAAGCUGCUGAGGAUGACAAUCACUAGACAGAGGCUGGGGGAUGAGGAGGUGGGGGCACGCCACUUUCCCGCCCAUGAGAGAGAAGACCUGGUCCACCAACUGGAGAAGGCAGGGCUACAGAUGGAGGAGCUGGAGAACAGUGUUAAGGCACUGACUGAUGAGCUGGACGACGUUAAGGCAGAGCGUGGCGUGUUCAGCGAGAAGGCUGAGCGCCUCAACCUGGAGCUCAACCAUAUCCUGGGUGGCCACGAGACCCGGAUCAUUGAUGUGGAUGCCCUCUGUAUGGAGAACAGGUAUUUACAUGAGCGGUUCAACCAAGUCCAAGAGGAGGUGAACUUGCUGAAGUCUAACAUCAUGAAAUACAAGACUGCGUUGGAGAGGAGGAAGAGCUUUAAAUUGUCUGGGAAGUCCAACAGCAGUGCUCUAACAGGAGUCCUCUCUGCCAGACAAGGUACACCACCAUCGCAUACAGAUGCGUCCAGCAACCACAUGGCAGGUCCCAAUUCCGACUGGCAGCUCCGUUUGCAGGAGUUGUUGUCUGAGGAGCAGGGCUGCAGUCUCCCGGCCACGCCCCAGUCCAUCUCUGACCUAAAGUCCCUAGCCACGGCCCUGCUGGAGACCAUCCAUGAGAAGAACCUGGUCAUUCAGCACCAGAGACACACCAACCGGAUUCUGGGGAAUAGAGUUGCUGAGCUGGAGAGGAAGUUGAAGACAUUAGAGGUGUCCGGCUUGUGGAGUCUUCCAGGGGGACGAGACAACAUUAUGCUGAGCGAGAGCCAGCGACCUGAGCUCCUAUCGCCCAGCAUCACGCCGUGCCCACCUCCGCCCCAAACGCACGCAGCAACGCAGCCACCUAAAGACGACAGAAUGGGAGCAUCGUCGUGGGAACGGGCCACAGCUGGCGGUGACUUUGGCGCAGAUGGCGUCGGCGGGGAGGGCGCACCCGAGCCCAGUGACGGGGCGGAGGCUAACUGCAUCUGCCUGAGUGACAGGCGGGGAGUGGAGAUUGUGACGCUGUCGGAGGAGCAGGCUGCCGCGGAGCUGGAAGAGGGGCAGAGUCCCGUGGAGGAGGAGGGGCAUGAGGUGAAAGUGGACGAGGAGCUGGGCUCCACAGUGGAGGAGGGAGAGGAGGCGGCCCUGGCGCUUGACGCCCCACCCUUAGAGGCGGAGUCAGACUUGGGUAACCUCCCACAGCUGCCUGUAAGGCAAGCUACCAUAGAUGACACCCUUGAGGUGGGUCAUUUGACCUGCCAUGAUCAAGCAGUGAAGCCUACAGGACUCCCUAACACAGAAGAUGCCUCUAAGCCAGCUUCCAUAUUCAAGACCCCAGACUGGGGUGGCACAGAUGGGUGGGACCUGCACUGUCAAUCAGGACAGAGUGACAGUUGCCAUAGCGACAAUCAUUGAAAAGUGAUGUUUGAUGAUGUAGACCAACCACCCCCCCCCCCUUUUGUGCUCCCAGCCAUAGAAUGGAUAGAGAGAACGCUUUCUCAGCCUCCCAUUGACAGUCAGUGCCUGAAGUGUACUUUGCAUCUAGAUAGUGUUGUUGCUCUGAAAAGAGCAGACAAUCUUGAAAUCAAUCCACUUGCAAGUCUAAUGUCCUACAGGAGUAAUUUAGCAAAGAAAAUAGCAAAGAUGGCAAAGUCCCCCCGCAAACUGCCUCCAUGGUAGGAUAAUCCCAGCUGUUUGCUUCCUGUUUAUUCCUACGGGUUGCUAGUUAAAUGAGAGCUGUUUUAUUUUUUUUCUGUUGCCCACAUACAGGAGCCAUUGUGAGUUAGUGUGAUGAAUGUAUUAGAUUUGCAUGGAAAUCUGUGAAGAACACUGUUCGAGAGUUUAAUGUAUUUGUAUUAUCGCAGCUUUAUGUAUAUAGAUUAUAGUUACAGUCACUAAUCAAUUAUGGAGCCGUUUUCUUAUUCUGUUUCUAAUGGAAAAGUAGAUGUUGGCUUGUGACUGCAUGUGCCUUAUACACUGGAAUAUUUCAUUUUACAUGUUCAAAUCCUUCUGAAUGUCAUAUCUUGCAGUGUCACAUGUCUAACUUGUUGCAUAGGAGCACAGACGUAUAAUCAAUAUGAGCCUCACUGCUGCCUGAGGAAUGUCAAUGUCCUUGUUUUCACAACCAACUGCUUGUCAUGGUUGUCUACUCUUAUAAAGCUUUGUUUACCAGCUGCAUAACCACACACACACACAGUCUUACUACACUUUUGUAAAUAAACACAUUGACUAAUUUUGUCACACAAAGUUUCAUGUACUUGCCCCAGAAUUCUGACACACACACGGACACACACACACUUACAGCCAAAGUCCAGGCCCUGCUAAGGUAUUCAGAUUCAGUUUUUCCCACAUUCAGGUGGCAGCUGGCCUCCAAGCAAACGGCAUCAAAGCCAGAAUCCAUGAAGUGCUUAUUCUGCAGAAGGCUGCUUGCUAUUUUUACUCUUUGACACAAAAUAGGAGGAAGGAAAAAAAAUCUAGAAUCCCGGGAAGCCGUGGUGUGUUCGCAGUACGCACACACUCACACACACUCACACAGCCAGAGUAGGCCCGCUGCCAGCCAGCUUAUUUGGCAUAUUGGCGAGGCGUUUCGAGGAAUCUGAUGACUUUAUAAAGCAGAUGGGAUUUGCUGCUAAUGAAAUUGUGAAACGACGUGGUGCCUUGGGCUUUAGCGAAAUGCCUAACCUGCGUGCCAAUUCACCACGAUAAGGGGGUUCCUCAUCCUCCGGUAUCUUGCCUAAUUUGACUUUAAUGUCUAUGUGAAAUUUAACUACUCAAAGGGGUAAACAGUAGAACUACAAAUGUGUUAUUUUCUGAGCAGUGGCGUGGAGCUGGUAGUUGUCGUUUUGUAGAAGUGAGACUGUAACCUAGGUUACAAUGCGUGACCUGCCCUGUACUAGUCAACCAAAACUGACUGCCGCUCAGAGAGCCCUGGGCAUUGAAGAAGUGAGCAAUUUCAGCUGCUCUCGCUGGGUUGCUCAAGUUGUGACAUGGAUUGAAGUUGACAAUUCCCUUUUCUGCCCCCCCCCCCUGCACCGAUCCCUGAUGGUCUGUCACAGCCUGCCGCUUGCACUGUGGGAAGUCAGAAUCCUCCCGUGUCUCACUACCAGUAUACUUUAUAUUCUCUUAGAGGAAUUUCUAUUCUCAUUUGCAAAGGAAAGUAGCUAUGCUCAUUGUUUAACUCUUCAGGUCUGUACAACAAAUUGCAUUAAGACUCAUGAGAUAUGGCUUGACUUUAUUAUCCAAUUCCUUUGUAUCAGACGUGACAUUCCAAUAUCUUAAGCAGAGGUGGCCAACCUUUCCUGGCGAGCUAUUGGGUGUGGAGGCCUUUGCUCCAGCCCUGCUCUAACACAUCAGUGAAUCAAUGUCCUGCAGUUGAACCGAAUGUGUUAGAGCAUGACUGGUGCAAAAGUCUGCACACACAAUAGCUCUCCAGAAGGAGGCUUAACUAUCCAUGAUUUAGAAGAAUAAAAAACACAAAUAUAAAAAAUAUAUAAUUAUUAAAGACAAU
Oncorhynchus gorbuscha (pink salmon) is the source of this 3945-nucleotide messenger RNA. RefSeq names its product coiled-coil domain-containing protein 149-like. The record is from RefSeq and is a predicted model, not a curated record. NCBI's taxonomy places the organism in Eukaryota, Metazoa, Chordata, Actinopteri, Salmoniformes, Salmonidae. The transcript is spliced from 12 exons. Bases 90 to 1853 code for a protein of 587 amino acids.